UGGAGGGUGGUGGUGCCUGGAUGUUACCGAGGCUCACGGGAGGCACAAUCCGCCUUAAAGGCACUGCACCCCCGUUGCAGCAUCAGAGCCGGCCCGGUGAUAGAGGCAGGGGGGGUCAAAUCUCUCUCUCUCUCCCUGCAGCUCUCACACAUCAAGGGGGCUGAGCAAUUGUAACGUGUAGUAAUGUGUGUGUGUGUGUGUGUGUGUGUGUGUGUGUGUGUGUGUGAUUCUAAGAAAACACCCCCACCGAGUUCCCCCCUCAGAGCUCAGAGUGCGAACUGCACAGGCGCAGAACCGCAGCUCGGUGCUGAAGAAGCUGAAGGGCACUAGGGCAGCCGAACUGAUCCGACGCACCGACACUUCCCAGCGGACAGCCGCCGCAUCAGCCUCCACCUCCGAGUCCCGCGUGAAAACAGGCGUUUUUUUUUUUUUGUUUGUUUUUUUUAAAGCACGUGCAGCCGCCGCGGGACGGGGAACACCCAGCUGUGUCCAGCUGAACACUGACUGAAGCUGCGCUGCACAGGGAUGGAUUUAAGCAGAUGAUAGCUGAAUGCAUGAGAGAUGCUGCAGGAGAAGGUUUCAACUGUGACGGAUGAAUGUAUGAGCCGGGUCCAGACCGUCGGAGAGACGGAUCUCCUUCCAGACCAGUCACGACUGGGCCUGUCCACAGCUCCCACCAUUCCCAGCUCCAGUGAGCCCGACCAGAACAUUGAGAACAUUAAGGUCAUUCUUCAUGAGAGGGAGCUGUGGAAGAAGUUCCAUGAGGCCGGCACAGAGAUGAUCAUUACUAAAGCAGGCAGGAGGAUGUUUCCUAGCUACAAAGUAAAAGUGACCGGUAUGAACCCCAAAACCAAAUACAUCCUACUCAUUGACAUUGUCCCAGCUGAUGACCACCGCUACAAGUUCUGUGACAAUAAAUGGAUGGUGGCUGGCAAGGCAGAGCCAGCAAUGCCAGGCAGACUAUAUGUGCACCCUGAUUCCCCCGCCACAGGAGCUCAUUGGAUGAGACAACUGGUGUCGUUUCAGAAGCUCAAAUUAACAAACAAUCACCUGGAUCCUUUUGGGCAUAUCAUCCUGAACUCUAUGCACAAGUACCAGCCCAGACUACACAUAGUCAAAGCAGAUGAAAACAACGCCUUCGGAUCCAAGAACACUGCCUACUGUACUCAUGUCUUUCAUGAGACGGCCUUCAUUUCUGUAACCUCUUAUCAAAACCACAAGAUCACUCAGUUGAAGAUAGAAAACAAUCCAUUUGCCAAAGGAUUCCGAGGUAGUGAAGAAGGAGAUCUGCGCGUUUCAAGACUACAGGGGAAAGAAUAUCCAGUGAUUUCAAAGAACAUGGUUCGCCAGAGGCUCAUCUCCUCGCAUAGCCAUCUAGCAGGAAAGCUUGGAGCUGGAGUCCUCGCAGGGCACCCUCAAGUCCUUUCCUCUUAUCAGUAUGAGACUGCGGUUCCUUUGUCUAACUCUGACUCCCAAGAUUCUGUCCCAAGCCACUUCCCUCAGAGCAGAGAUCCCAGCCUUCUGUACCACUGCUUCAAACACAGAGAUAAUGCCCGACACCUGGAGCUUGGAUGUAAGCGGCCAUAUCUGGAGACAUCGUCUGGGGUCUCAGAGGAGCAUUACUUUCGUUCAGCUCCCUCUUAUGAGUCGCCCUUACUGUCUCAUCCAUACUGCACUGAGGCAAUCACCUCUAGAGAGGCCUGUAUGUAUGGUAGUAUGGAAACAGAGUCUGGAUCUGGGGCAGGGGACACAGACGACCUAACCAACUCCUCUUCAUUAAAUUGCAACAUGUGGGCUACAAUGCAGCCCUAUCCUCGCUAUAGCGUAGAGGGUGUGCCGUACCAGCCCUUUGCUGCUCACUUCACCAACACUGCGACGGUCACGCCUGUGGUACCGCACCCUGCGUCAUCCAUGGCAUCGCGACCACAGGCUGAAUUGGGGGUCUACAACUCCUCAACGGUUCAGCGAGGCUUGCCCAUUAUACCUUCUUCAUCCUCCUCUUCAUCAUGCUCUCCAGCUGUUCUGGGAUCCAGAGAUAGGUCAGGCCAUCCGCCUCUGUACCACAAGAAGCCAGGGUCACCUCUCCGGCCUCACAGAGAUUUCUCAGCCUACCCCACACAAGGCACUAUAUCCAUUCGGGAUCCAUCCUAUCAGUACCAAGUUGGGCUGAGUAGUGCAGGGACUCACUGGACUGACAGCUAAUGUGGACGACUGGAGAGACCAGUUUCGUCCCAUGUACAAGUCUGAAAUGAAUCAAGGUUCAAAACCCCCGCUGUGGGCUGCUGAUGCCAAGCAAUAACCAUGAACUACAUUCAUGAUCAUUGCCAAAUUGCACUCCAAAGCCAUUUACAUCCAUGAAUUCUCACUGAAGCACUACUACAUACAACACUGUAUGUGGUGAACAGUGGUCGACUUCCUCUUAAUUAUGCAGAUGUGUAGCAUUUGUACUACCCUCUAACCAGAGGUGGUUUUCUAACACUCAAAUACAAAGUGCAGGUUUUAGCAGCACUUACAAGUCUAGCAGAGGGAGCUGAACGUACAAGAACACAAUAAGUAUCCAAGUAACUCUCCAAGUAGUGUUAGCUACGUAAUCUGCAGUAACAAUGAGGAUCAUUUUUUAGACAGUGACAUAGAUAAGGGAAAAUCAACCAUUGCUGUGCUUGCUCUUGAAGAGAAUGAGAGGCAAAAUAUGACUACAUGAUGCUCUCCCACUGAGGGUUUUAUCAUGUCGUGCAGAGUUCCACCCAGACAGAGCAUGUUUUAAAGAAUAAGGCUGCCGCUAUUCUAUUUUUUUUUUCUAUUGUCAGCAAAUCCAAUGAAAAGAAACGCUUCAUUGUGGACAGAGUCUCAAUGACAAGUAUCAACACUGAUUCCAUGUGAGUUCGCUAACCAAAAUACACGUUUUAAGACCUGGUGAGUAUUUUUGGCUAAGAUAUUAAGAUUGACUCAUAAUAAAAUAUAGUGCCUGUGUUUGUAGAAAUAAACAAACAUGUGAGUCUGUGCAACAAUGUGGCUCAUUGACGUGAAGGAUCAAUACAUUGGUGGUUUGGGUAAUUUCAAUGGAUUUGUUGACAAAAAGACAAAAAAAAAUAGAUGUGGUUAACUGGGAGGGGUCCAAAAGUUAUCACAAAUUUGAAAAGUUAUCACAGUCAAAAUCCUAAUUAUCCUAAUUAUACAAUUUGAUGAAUAGAGUAUUGAGUCCAUUGCUAAUUGAGAUUGGUCAUAUGAGAUUAUAACAGUCAGAAAUUUAAGUAGAAGAAUUCAAGAAUUGUCUGCAGAGACUUCAGUUUGCUGUGUAUGACAAAUCUUUUCCCAUGAUGUACAUACAGAGCAGGUAAAUCCGUGAAAGUUGUACCAAAAUGUGAGAGUUGUUAGUGUGCGUCUAUGCUAGUUGCAUGAUACUAGCACUCAUCUGAAGAAACCAUCAUGUUAUGAGUGUAAGACUAAGUCAUACUACUGUGGUUGGUCGUCUAAGCUUUGGCUCCAAACUGAUGACUCCAAACAAUAUUCUAGUAAAACGGGACAGCAAAGAACUCUCAGGCAGAACCAGAUGGGAGCUUAAAGAACUGUUGUUAAGCCAUGGUGAGUACCGGAAAGGAGAGCUGCACACAAAUCCCACUCCCAAAUGACUUACUUGGAAAAAAUCCUUGCAAGACUGCAAAUACAAAACAGCCUGAGCAGGCAGGGAAGCUGAAAGAAAAGGCUCUCAGUAGCAUUACACCCAGUACAAUUUGAACUUGCAUUAACAAGGAGAGAUUUUUUUUUUUUAAGACGUGAUGGAGAUCCCUCAUUCAUUUGUGCAUUUAUUUCAUGUUGUUACAUUCAAUAUAGCAUUUUUGAAUAUAUUGACAUUUUUGCACACCUAAUAAAUAAACAUU
Messenger RNA from Larimichthys crocea (large yellow croaker), 3878 nucleotides. RefSeq names its product T-box transcription factor 4 (gene tbx4). NCBI's taxonomy places the organism in Eukaryota, Metazoa, Chordata, Actinopteri, Sciaenidae. Gene Ontology annotation, biological process: cell fate specification; regulation of transcription by RNA polymerase II; positive regulation of DNA-templated transcription. The transcript is spliced from 9 exons. Gene Ontology annotation, molecular function: RNA polymerase II cis-regulatory region sequence-specific DNA binding; DNA-binding transcription factor activity, RNA polymerase II-specific. Gene Ontology annotation, cellular component: chromatin; nucleus. The record is from RefSeq and is a predicted model, not a curated record. The coding region runs from base 562 to 2202 and encodes 546 amino acids.